UUCAUAGAAGGUCGAUAAAGAAGAUUGCUCAGUUUUUGAUCAAAACAAACGUGAGGUGAAUCGUGUGCCGUAAUUCAUGUGGAAAACCGAGUGAUUUCACAAGAAAACUGAUCAAUAUCAUUAGGACAAAUCGCCAUGAAGUCAACAACGAAGAUUGUGGAUGUCGUCGACGUUCAAAAUGACCGGGAUAAUCCCAUUUUAUUGAGCUUCCAGAAUGCCGAGAUGGGCUACAAAAAUGACAGCCAAAUACACUGCUUCCGGGCCGAAGACAUGAACCGAGCCACCGCCGACGAACCAACCCCAUCCCGGAUGGCAGUAGUCAUCAGCGAUCAGCAAGCGUACCGCGGCUAUCUGGGUGAAAACCUCCCGUCGGACCUGAUGAACACCUACAUCGCAAUCCGGAGCAAACGCACCGGCAAGAUGCGCCUCAUCCAAAUGGAAGAAUGCACCAUGUUGAACGCCUGCUAUGAUGACAACGCGAACAAAUUUCAAGAGGAGGAGAGCUCCCUCACGGUGAUGCGCAAGUUCGGUGGCAAACAGGCCAUUCGGGCCCUGGAACGCAUCGAACGAUCCACCAGCAACAUCGACGUGAUGAGCGAAUCCAUCCAACAUACCGUCACCAAGUACGACGACGAGCAGUUCACCGAGGACAACGCCUUCGCCAAGAACAAGGUCGAAGGUGAGCUCAUCCUGGCCAGCAUGAAACCACCACGGAACCCGGAGGCCAAAACUCCAGCCGAGGUGUACCGCUUGCAAGAUAUGCUCUCGAAGAUGGUUCUGGAUAGUUUGAAAACCGUUGGGCUGGGACUGCUGCAAAAAGCACCGGAAUCGCUGGACUUUUCCAAUGUCUAUCUGACGAACAAGGUGAAGGCGGCCCUACAGUCCAAGGAGCCCGACUCCGACGAAAACGUCCGUACGCUACAGAUUUGCCUCUUCAUGGACGCCCUAUGUCGCCUCCUGGGAUAUCGCGGUACCAACUUCGACAAGGUCGCGUGUUCCCCAUUCUCCAACGAGCUGUACCACGAAAUCAAGCAGAACUUCUCCCAGGUGAAUCAGCACAAGCCGACCAAGACCAAAUACACGGUGCACAAGGCGCUGACGCACUAUCUGGCGCUGGCCUUCAUGCUGGAGAAUGGAACACUGAACGUGGACCAGGUGCACGGCGGGUUGAACAUUACCAAGAACGAGAUGCUCAAGUUUGCGGCUUUCAUUGGGGGAUCGUACAACUCGGUGAAGAACUCGUUGACGCUGCGUAUGACGGAGAGCAGCGGUGCAGGGAAGUCGUCGUUCGGGGGAAGGAAACGUUACGGCAAAAGGAAGUAAUACGGGGAGGUGGUUCCAUAGUUGUAAUUGUAAUUGUAAUUUAUUAAUUAUACGAAAGCCUGGCAGUUAUUGAACUAUA
Molecule: messenger RNA, 1402 nt
Organism: Aedes albopictus (Asian tiger mosquito)
Lineage: Eukaryota; Metazoa; Arthropoda; Insecta; Diptera; Culicidae
Exons: 2
Coding region: 136-1323 (395 amino acids)
Biological process (GO): DNA-templated transcription; RNA polymerase I preinitiation complex assembly; transcription elongation by RNA polymerase I
Cellular component (GO): RNA polymerase I complex
Molecular function (GO): DNA binding
Source: RefSeq, a predicted model, not a curated record